Molecule: messenger RNA, 981 nt
Organism: Colletes gigas
Lineage: Eukaryota; Metazoa; Arthropoda; Insecta; Hymenoptera; Colletidae
Exons: 4
Coding region: 1-981 (326 amino acids)
Source: RefSeq, a predicted model, not a curated record
AUGGCUGCCUUGCCUCCUGGUCGCGUUCGUGGCAAACUAUCAGACGAGAGGCCACCGAUGGAGAUGGACAAUCGUCGUAAAAAGUACACGUCCACUGUGCCAGGCAACAAUUGGCCCAGAGAAAUGCACCCUAAUGGCGCACGGUACACCGACUCGAACACUUAUCAACAGGAUUGCACCAGCGAACACGACGUUAAAUUUCUGGGAGAGAGAACUUCCGAGGAAACUGUCGUCGAGGUGGAGGAAACGGGAAUUAAUAAGAAUAAAUUGCACGGUUAUCCAGACGAGCCACUCUACGUUCCUGCGCGCCAUAACAACGCUAAUCUGCGUGGAAAACAUUCGCGUUUCAAUGACUGCACCGAGACGAACGUUCCCGAUGCAAUGGUAACGAUGCAGAAGUUGCAAAAAUUGAGAGAACUGCAAAUGAAACGGGACAUGAACGAGAGAUACUACUCGCAAGAGAUCAAACGACUGAUCGGGGAGUAUUACUUCGGCCCCAAGAUGGCGUCGCCGGCGCUGAGGGCUCACGGGAAAUUGCAAAGCGCCAGCUUUCAGCCCCACACCGAAAAUCGACCGAGAAACAGCUUGGAACCAUGUGGGACAAUGACGACGAUCACGAGACUGAAUUGUGGGUGUAUUCAAGAGACGACUAGGCCGAUUUUCACGACAUCCAAGGGUCGCGUGCAGAAGAGAGUCUGCAGCCAGGUGGAGGACGAGGAGCAAAUUUUGAAACUGAUCUCGUCGAACCUCCAAGAGCAUCUGACAUCGCCUUUGGAGCAACGGAGGAACAGACAAAAGGGUAAAUCGAAGAAGCACUAUUUGGACGCGCGAACGUUCGCGAAAACUCCGCCAGAUGGCGAUCAGAGCUUCGAAAUGGAGGAGAAACGAAUCGACGCGGAGGAAACGGAGAUUCCGGAUCGCGUGUCGAGGAGCCCGUCGCCUCGUGAAAAAUUUAGCAACACCUCCACGACCACCAACUGA